GCAGUAAUUGCCUGUUGCGCAUCUGUCCGGGACAAUGCGAAGAACAGCUUACUCGAAGAUCCCUACGAAGUACAAACACCUACGGGCAUAAUAAACGUCAGACGGUUAAUACUACGCUAACGAGGCGAAGACAAACUUGCCUCCGCGGAGCUUAACCUUCUUUCACGACCCGAGACGCCUGGACUACUGCAGAUGCCAGGGCCCCAGACUAUAACCUCUGAGGACACGCUGCCGGGAUAACGUGGGCGCUCAGACUUCGGAACCGACGAUUACAUAUAGCUAGUUGCGCCGUCUUCUAAUCCCAUAGGCCAACGUUCACGACAAGGCGCCUCCUUCCCCCUUCCUCUUCUCCGACAAACGACCAGAGGCCCCCAUGGCGCGUCGGCGACGACCGCCUCGCGCGGGCGCCAUCUCCGAGCUCCCACCACUCAAGAUCCUAAGCCAGAUUGCCGCGUUGCAGGGGCUAUACUACGCCGGGGCGCUGGCGUUAAUGCUCUUUACCGCGCUGGUCGCGGGAAUCAAGUUCAACUUGGAUCUUGUGUUUGGGUGGGAUGCGGUGCGCGGCGACACGACGCAAGGGUGGAUGCUGGGGUUUAUCUGGGUGUUGGAUGGGGGCUUGUUGAUGGCUGUUGCGAUUGUGAUCCUGAUCGGCCGAUCGAAACUCGUGCUCGACUUCGCGUUAUCGCUACACGCCAUCCACUUGGUCAUCGUGACUUUAUACUCGGGCCAACUGCCGCGUCACACUGCGUGGUGGAUUUCUAUGGCGGCAGCGAGUGCGGUCUCGGUUGCGUUGGCGACAUGGGGCUGCCGCUAUCGCGAGUUGAGGCCAAUAUCGUUUGGUGGGGGAGGCGCAGCGUCGGCGACUGGGGGAAACGGAGGAGAGCAUGGCAACCAUGAUGGUGGUGAGGGCGGCGAUGAUGAAGAACAGGGUUUCUCGCGUGGAAGAGGACGAGGGAGAGGAAGGGACGGCGCCGGCGAGUACGAGAUGGUCAACAUGGACGGCGGCGGGGGAAGGUAGCAUACGGAAUUGUACGGCGCUGGAAAGGAGAGUCUAGCUGGUACAAGGAACUGAAGCGCUUUUGUAAGGCGUUGCGGUUCCGUCUCUGGAUGAGAUUUCGGUUCAAUGUCUCCUGGGUUUGAUUUCGCCGGCCGUACGAAGUAUUCUUCUCUUCACACGGGAAGGACAACAGAUGGUCAGGGAUAAUUCCAGGGUUGCGCAUCCCGAAGCUUGAGACGCGCUGUCACGCGUGUACUUCAUGCCACCACGCCGUCGCUGAUAGGGAACGUUUUAUCGCAAAGAACCCUAACCCUCACAUCUCAGAAUGCCUCUGUCGGUCUGUCCACGCCCGAAGGGCCGAGAGGGACGGCUAGGUCCG
This is a messenger RNA of Chaetomium strumarium, 1376 nucleotides long. Its product is annotated as integral membrane protein S linking to the trans Golgi network-domain-containing protein. The transcript is spliced from 2 exons. The record is from RefSeq and is a predicted model, not a curated record. The coding region runs from base 374 to 1018 and encodes 214 amino acids. Lineage: Eukaryota; Fungi; Ascomycota; Sordariomycetes; Sordariales; Chaetomiaceae. Gene Ontology annotation, cellular component: trans-Golgi network; Golgi membrane. Gene Ontology annotation, biological process: Golgi to endosome transport; protein localization to Golgi apparatus; Golgi to plasma membrane protein transport.